UCAAACGCACAGUUGAAGGAGCGCAUACUAACCGCACAAAUUGAAGGCGCGAGAAUUCUCCCAAAAACUCGUGUAGAAGUUUCAGACAAAUUCAUGCGACGAUUCUCUGUCUGCUCACCUUCAAGUUACCGUCUCAAUCCCGUAACAUCCAUGGCUACUGGAUCCGGUUCACUGAUUUGGUUCCGGAAAGGGCUCCGGGUCCACGACAACCCGGCUCUUGAAUACGCCGCAAAGGGUUCCCAAUUUCUGUAUCCGGUUUUUGUGAUUGACCCGCAUUACAUGGAGUCCGACCCGUCUGCGUUCUCACCCGGGUCGUCGCGCGCCGGAGUAAACCGGAUCCGUUUCUUACUGGAGAGCCUCAAGGAUCUCGAUUCCAGCCUGAAGAAAUUCGGUUCGCGGUUGCUGGUUCUUAAGGGUGAACCCGGGGAAGUCAUUGUUCGUUGCUUGCAAGAGUGGAAGGUGAAGAAGCUUUGCUAUGAAUAUGAUACAGAUCCGUAUUAUCAAGCUCUAGAUGUUAAAGUUAAGGAUUAUGCUUCUUCAACUGGAGUUGAGGUUUUCUCUCCAGUGAGCCACACUCUUUUCAAUCCCUCAGACAUUAUAGAGAAAAAUGGUGGAAAGCCACCUUUGAGUUACCAGUCAUUUCUGAAGAUUGCCGGUGAGCCUUCAUGUGCUAAAUCUGAACUUGUGAUGUCUUAUUCUUCACUUCCUCCGAUUGAAGAUGUUGGAAACCUUGGCGUUUCUGAAGUACCAACCCUUGAUGAACUUGGCUACAGAGACGAUGAACAAGCUGAAUGUACUCCUUUUAGAGGUGGUGAAUCGGAAGCCUUGAAACGUCUGACCAAGUCAAUCAGUGACAAGGCAUGGGUGGCAAACUUUGAGAAACCAAAGGGUGAUCCAUCUGCAUUCUUGAAGCCUGCAACUACGGUUUUGUCACCUUAUUUGAAAUUCGGAUGCCUUUCUUCGAGGUACUUUUAUCAAUGCCUUCAACGUAUUCACAAGGACGUGAAAAAGCAUACAUCGCCGCCAGUUUCUCUACUUGGACAGUUGUUGUGGCGAGAGUUUUUCUACACCACUGCAUUUGGAACCCCUAACUUUGACAAAAUGAAGGGAAACCGGAUCUGCAAACAGAUUCCAUGGAAAGAGGAUAAUGAUAUGUUGGCUGCUUGGAGGGACGGUAAAACAGGAUACCCUUGGAUUGAUGCCAUCAUGGUUCAGCUUCGGAAAUGGGGUUGGAUGCACCAUCUAGCACGUCAUUGUGUAGCCUGUUUUCUAACUCGUGGAGAUCUGUUCAUACAUUGGGAACAAGGGCGUGAUGUGUUCGAGAGGCUUUUGAUUGAUUCGGACUGGGCAAUCAAUAAUGGGAACUGGAUGUGGUUAUCAUGCUCGUCCUUCUUUUACCAGGCAUUGUCUCGUUUCUUUUCUUUUUCUUUUCGUGAUCAUAUUUACCAUAUGAAUGUUUUGUUUGCAAAGUUUCUUCAGUCAUGCGUAGAUUCUAUUCCGAUGCUUUGUGGUGGUUUGUUUCAGUACAACCGCAUAUACUCUCCUGUAUCAUUUGGAAAGAAGUAUGAUCCUGAUGGGAAGUACAUCAGACAUUUUCUCCCGGUACUGAAAGAUAUGCCAAAGCAGUAUAUUUACGAGCCAUGGACAGCGCCAAUGAGCGUUCAAACUAAAGCAAAGUGCAUAGUUGGGAAGGACUACCCAAAGCCAAUGGUUUUGCAUGAUUCGGCAAGCAAGGAGUGCAAGAGGAGGAUGGGUGAAACAUAUGCUUUGAACAAGAAGAUGGAUGGUAAGGUUGGUGAUCAAGAUCUGAUGGAUUUGAAGAGAAAGCUUGAGAAAGAUGAUGAACAUGAAGAGUCCAAGAUCAGGAAUCAACGACCAAAACUCAAUGAACCGAGGGACUGUGAUACUUUUUUUGGCGGGAAAAUGUCCGGAAAAGGAGCGAAAGGGCUGAUAAUGGGGAAACCCACCGGCAACGAAAAGGACAAGGACAAGAAGAAACCCACCACUCGCUCUUCUCGUGCUGGUCUACAGUUUCCAGUUGGAAGAGUCCAUAGACUGUUGAAAGGAAGGUCAACCGCUCACGGACGCGUCGGCGCAACCGCGGCGGUUUAUACAGCCGCCAUUUUGGAGUAUCUAACCGCGGAAGUCUUGGAGCUGGCCGGUAACGCGAGCAAGGAUCUGAAAGUGAAGCGUAUCACGCCGAGGCAUUUGCAGCUCGCCAUCCGUGGUGACGAAGAGCUUGAUACUCUCAUCAAAGGAACUAUUGCUGGUGGUGGAGUUAUUCCACACAUUCACAAGUCUCUCAUCAACAAAUCUGGCAAAGAAUAA
Molecule: messenger RNA, 2328 nt
Organism: Thlaspi arvense
Lineage: Eukaryota; Viridiplantae; Streptophyta; Magnoliopsida; Brassicales; Brassicaceae
Source: the annotation of a GenBank genome assembly